Messenger RNA from Branchiostoma floridae (Florida lancelet), 3546 nucleotides. Its product is annotated as leucine-rich repeat-containing protein 15-like. Gene Ontology annotation, cellular component: extracellular matrix. NCBI's taxonomy places the organism in Eukaryota, Metazoa, Chordata, Leptocardii, Amphioxiformes, Branchiostomatidae. Gene Ontology annotation, molecular function: protein binding. Bases 550 to 2982 code for a protein of 810 amino acids. The transcript is spliced from 2 exons. The record is from RefSeq and is a predicted model, not a curated record.
AUUAAUGACCUUUGCUCUGUUCUGUCCAUUGUAUUGAUGAAGGUAAAAGUACACCUCAGCAGUGGCAUGCAGACAGGUUCAAGGUUCAUACUGGAUCAUUCCUAAGGCACCAGCCACAAUGCAUAAGCCACAUGUGCAGUCAGUACAGUUAUAGGUAACUGAACAAUAACUUUGUACGGACCCAGCAAUACAUCCAUUUAUAGAAUUUUUAAAAAUACAUGUAAACAAUAAAUUGCUUUGAAAGCAUAAAUUUUGCUAUUUCCUCUAAACCUGCAGAAAGUAAUGAUCAAGGGUACAUCAAAACUUAAAACGAUGUAAACAACAUGAUAAGAAUCUGGUAAAUCAUUGAUCACACAAGACAAAAAACAAGGUAUAAAGUACAAUGCGCAAGUAGGACUAGGUGCAUUUUGUCACGUAGUAACCCAGAGCACAUAUCUUCCAAACACCACAGCAUCAAGACGUAAAAGCCUUCUGCAACUAUCUGGCAGGAAAGUUUUAAAUACUCAACCACGUCUGGAAUAUACUAUAGUUCACAGGUAGCUGUACAACAUGGGUAGAAAGCUGCAACAGCUGAUUUGCCUUCUCGUCAUCGUGAAAGAACUCAAGGCAACAGAAUCAAACUGCAUCUGUUCAACAACGUCAUCCUGCAUCUGUUCCUCCUCCUCAUCCUGUGAUUGCAACAUAAAGGGCCUCACCAGCAUUCCACAGACCCUACCAUCAUCCAUUACUGACCUGAAUUUAAGUCAAAAUCUAUAUACAACUUUAAGUCAGUCAGAUUUCUCAAGGUACAGGAGGUUGAGAACUUUAUAUUUGGGAGGCAAUCGUAUCUCUACAAUAAAUGACCGGGCAUUUUACUAUCAAAAUAGCUUAACCACCUUGGGUCUUCACCUCAACCGGUUGACAAGUCUACGAGCUGACAUGUUUGAGGGACUUAGUACCCUAUAUAGUCUACUGCUGUAUAAUAAUGAUAUCAGUUUUAUUGAGGCAGGAACCUUUUGCUCAACCCCACAACUGCGCAGCUUGUUAUUGGGUGGAAACAAUGUGACAUCAAUUCUACAAGCAAAACACAAUGUUUUUGAUUGUCUGAAUGGUCUUACGCAGUUACAACUUUGGAGUGGUCACUUGAAAGUUAUCCCAUCUAACAUUUUUUAUAAUUUUCCGCAGCUUAGAUAUCUUGCUCUCAGCAACAAUGAGAUAAGCUCCAUCCCACAUGGUGCUUUCGCUAAUCUAUCCUUGCUUCAAACUUUGUGGCUGAAAUCAAACCAGAUAACAGACAUUCAGUCUGGUUCAUUUUCAAACCUACUCCGACUCCAAAAGUUGUACCUGUACUCCAACCUAAUAAGUAACAUUGAGUCUGGUAUAUUCUCGAAUCUACCCCAACUCCAAGAGCUCCAUCUGUACUCAAACCAAAUAACUGCUAUUCAGUCUGGUGCAUUUUCAAACCUGCCACGACUACGGCAUUUACGCCUUGAAAAUAACAAGCUGCAUACAAUAAGCCCUGGUUUGCUAACUGGCCUGGGAAACUUGCAAGAGCUUCAACUACAGAACAACCAGAUUGCCACACUUCCCCUGGUGGCAUAUGACAAGCUAUCCUCUAUCACUACCGUAAACAUUGACAACAACCACUGGCAGUGUGACUGUAGGAUGGUUCCCUUCAGGCAGAAAAUGACUGGGUCUCAAUCAUUUGAAAACCAAACCACCUGUGAAGGACCCAGCAACUUCCAUGGACAAAGGCUUAUCGAUAUCAAUCCUGAAGAUCUGAUCUGUGAAGAACCAACAAUUGUGAGGUUUGAGAUGAGUGGGGAUACCACAUUGUUACAAGGACAGACACUCCAUUUGGUCUGUGAAUCAUUGGGAAUCCCUACACCAGACAUCACAGUCAUUCUCCCAUCUGGAUUGGAUGCAACUGUUGAGUCAGGUGGGAGGGUGACUGUGGAGGUGAAUGGUACUAUCACUUUAACAAACUUUACUGCAGCAGAUGCUGGUCUGUACAUCUGCAUUGCAGCAAAUCAAGCUGGUUCAAAAUUUGCCACACUGUCUGUUGACGUGGACAUCCGUACAUCCGUCAUGCCAGUUACUUUACCACUUGGUAGUACACAAAGCUAUGAUGUCACAAGCGUAGCAUCAGUCACACUGCCUGAAGAAGCAGCUAUUGUGAGGUUUGAAAGGAGUGGAGAUACCACAUUGAUACAAGGGGAGACACUAUAUUUGGUCUGUGAAGCUUCAGGAAUCCCCAAACCAGACAUUACAGUCAUUCUCCCUUCUGGACUGAAUGCCACUGUCAAGUCAGGUGGGAGGGUGACUGUGGACGUGAACGGUACCAUCACCAUAACAGACCUUACUGCAGCAGAUGCUGGUCUGUACAUCUGUAUUGCAAUGAGUCCUGUUGGUGCUACAUAUGCCACAUUAUUUGUGUCCAAUGUCCAACAGAAUAUGCCCACAACUUUCACCAUGGCACCUCUGUCCAGCACUUCAUCUGUAACUACCACUGGUGCUCUCAAUUUCGAAUUACCUGUUCUCAUUGCCUCUGUCUGUGGUGCAGUUGCUGGCACUCUACUCAUUGGUGGCAUCAUUCUCACAAUCUGGUUCAAGAGAAGAAACAAGAAACCUCCAUCUGUCCCAGACCACAGCAUUGUGUUUGACAACAAAAACACCACUGUUACAAUAAUAGGUGGUCAUGACCAAACAGAGCAAGGUCAGUUUCAGGCAAUGGGUGAAGCCACACGUCCACAUCUCCAAGCACCAUCUGUCUCACAGCAUCAUCUGUAUGAUGAUGUUAUGCCUCCAAGAAACAACGUGCCUCUUGAUGAUCGUCCCCCACUUCCCCCACCCCGUAGAGGUGUUGCUGCAGCAGUGGAUGAGAAUGCACCUGCCCAUGAUGCACUUCACUACUACCAGCCACUAACAAGCACCAGAAAUCAGCCUGCUGAAGCCCAUAGCUAUGGCACUCAACACCACUACCAAUCUCUCAGAAAGACAUAAAUAUUGUACACAGCCAUUAAUAUGGCAACCAAUCAAGAAACUAUAGAAAAGAACCAUUCAAAACAUUUAGGAUUAGCCUUAGGAUGUAUUUUCAUGGCAUCUUGUAUUGACAAUGUGAUGUUUGAGAUGCUUUGGGUAUAGCACUGCAAUACGUGCCUCAUAACGUCCAGAAGCAAAUCUCUUUCACUCAGCUGUAGAGAUUGAAUUGUAUUUGAAUAUUGUUUAGUAGUACCUGGAUGUCUAACCUUGAUAACCAUAAUAUGUACAUGUGUGUUUAUAUGAGUUUGUAUUCAAAGUUUAUAUUAAUCAAUUAAGUGCUUAAGGGCUUAAAAAGUAAAAAUUUGUGAAACCAUCAAAUUAUUUUUCAUAGAAGUAAAAGGCUGUGUACCAUACACUAACUUACUCACUAUUUGGUUUAUAAAAUUCAUACUGUAACAUUUAAGCAAUUCAUGAAAUUCACACUGCAUCUAAGAUAUAUAUCACUCUUAAUUUUGUGGAAAGUCCAACAAUCUAGAUUUUAUUUUCAUCUUGAUAGAAGUCCCCUGCCAGGCCAAAAUACAUCUG